Messenger RNA from Elgaria multicarinata webbii, 2497 nucleotides. RefSeq names its product tRNA methyltransferase 44 homolog (gene TRMT44). The transcript has 11 exons. Gene Ontology annotation, biological process: tRNA methylation. The record is from RefSeq and is a predicted model, not a curated record. NCBI's taxonomy places the organism in Eukaryota, Metazoa, Chordata, Lepidosauria, Squamata, Anguidae. Bases 1 to 1986 code for a protein of 661 amino acids. Gene Ontology annotation, molecular function: metal ion binding; tRNA (uridine) methyltransferase activity.
AUGGAGCGGCUGGGGGAAGCGCGCGUCCGGGACCCACUGCGGCUGCUCCCGGGGGGCUUCUGGGCCGCCGUCCGCGUGUGGCUGGAGAAGCCGCAGGUGGCCAACAAGCGGCUGUGCGGCGCCCGCGUGGAGGAGGCCCGGAGGGUCGCCCGGCCCCUGCCCCUGCCCCUGCCCGGGCCAGGCGGGGAGGGGCCCGCCGCCGCCCCCCGGCCGCCGGCGCUGGAGGCUGCUUGGGCAGCCUUGCGCUGCCGCGAGGACUGUGAGGCGCUGGGCCUCCUCGAAGGCACCGCGGGGAAGCAAGAGGAGCUGGAGGUGGUGCUCAGGACCCUCGUGCCCAAAGGCAGCCCUCCCGCGCCCGCGAAGGAGGUGGUAGUAAAAGAUGUCUUUAAUGGGAUUGCAACCUUUUUGCCAUUGGAGCAAACACAUGAAAGCAACUAUAAGGUCAAGAAGUGCAACGUUUAUCAAAUUCGACUUCUGCACAUACAAGACGAUGAAUGGUCUCUGUCAAUUUUAUCAUCAUCUCCAGAAAACUAUAUUUCAGAUGGAAUUGUUUAUCCUAAAACUUUGUGGCUUGGAAGGAAACUGCUCUCUAAACUGGCUAAAUGGUCCACAGAGACCACGAAGCAAGAAUUUAAGAGUACACUCUCUCUCAUUUCUGUGGCUAGAUACAGCAAAAUUUAUCAAGAUCUGAAGGAAAAAUACAAGGAUAUUGUAAAGGUUUGGCCUGAAGUAACAAAUCCUGAAAAGUUUGUAUAUGAGGAUGUUGCUAUAGCGGCAUAUCUAUUGAUCCUUUGGGAAGAUGAAAGAGCUGAGAGAGGAUUAUCUAAGAAGCAGUCUUUUGUGGAUCUUGGUUGUGGAAAUGGUCUCCUAGUUCAUAUAUUAAGCAACGAAGGGCAUCCAGGCAAAGGGAUUGAUGUCAGGAGAAGAAAAAUAUGGGACAUGUAUGGCCCACAGACAGCCUUGGAGGAAAAUGCAGUUAGUCCAAACAAUUUGUAUCCAGAUGUGGACUGGUUGAUUGGAAAUCAUUCAGAUGAACUGACACCAUGGAUACCUGUAAUUGCAGCCAGGUCUUCCUAUUCUUGUUGCUAUUUUUUAUUGCCAUGCUGCUUCUUUGAUUUCCAUGGAAAGUACAACCGAAGGCAAAGUCAGAAGACCCAGUACAGAGAAUACCUUGAUUUUGUUACAGAAGUGGGAUUGGUAUGCGGCUUUAAUGUGGAAGAAGAUUGCCUUAGAAUUCCUUCAACAAAAAGGGUAUGCUUAAUUGGGAUGUCCAGAUCAUAUCUAGCAACGCAAGACACAGUACUUGAUCAGCAGCGAGCACAAUAUAUCAGGAGCCGCCAAUCCUGCAGCCCAACAGCACCAGAUGAGACGGACGGGCUGCACCAGAACGGCAGCCUCUCAACUGUAAGCGAUGCCGCCGGCCUGGUGGCAGAUGAAGUGCCUCAAAAGACAGAGGUGGGAAACGACUUAAUAUCUGGAUUUCUGCCCAGGGGAAAAGAACAAAUUAGGAACUGCACUGCUCUUCCUAGGGAUUUUGUAGACAAAGUAGUUUUGAAAGUAGCAAAACUAUUGUUAAGUGAAACUGAAGAGAGCCCACGUGGGAAUUCAAGCACAUGGAAGAGAGGAGAGAGUCUCACCUUGAGUGAAAUUGCAGAACAUUUAGACAAGGACACUUUAAAAACUCUGAAGAAUGAAUAUGGAGGCCUACAGACUUUGCUUAGAAACAAUCAUCAAGUGUUUGAAGUUCUAAAUGGAAAGGUUCAUAUUCGUGACUGGAGAGAAUGGAAGCCACCAAGGAAAAACAAGUCAGGAAAGCAGGUUAAACAACUCCUUCCUUCUAAAGCAUUUAAAACUUGCCUAUGUUGGUUUUACCUUCACCAUCCACGUGGUUGUCCUCUGACUUCAGAAUCCUGUCACUAUGCUCAUGGGACUGAGGAGCUGAAGCCAUCACUGACUGUGCCAAAGAAAGUUAAUGCCAAGCAAUAAAGAUUUGCUAAUUAAACUUACUCAGAUAGAUUUCUGAUUUAGUUUCAUGUGCAGUUAUGAACAGCACAUGUCUACAUUCUGACAUCUACAUCCUGUUUGUGGUUGCUUCACAUCUCUGUGUAGGAGAGUGAAGAUUUGGAAAUCAGCUCUUGGAACUUCUGUAGUUUAUUAAUAUACAAAGUUGAUGUUCUUCAGUGUUCUUAGAGUGACUUUGAGUAUAGUUUUUUUUCUUUGCUUUGCUAAGCAUGCAAACACUUCCAUGUCUCAGAACAUCCUUGCGUAAUUCUGCCUCUGAAAUUGCGUCUUCAAUGGGGCAAGUACUACCACAUGACUUCGCAAUACACCAUAAUUCCUAUUAUUUCUGCUUUCUACAUUCACACAUAGGACACCAGCUAGUAUGGGGAAGGACCUGCCUUCGGGCCAGUCAGUUAUCUUAUUUUUCUCAAGAAUCCUAUUCAUUGUAGGAUGUGAUACAUUUCUCAUGUUAUUCAUAUUAAUGGAGUUCAUACGA